AUGGCGGACGUCAACCCCUAUUUGUGGAUCGUCAUCGUGGGCAGCUUUGUUUCGUUCCUCACUGGCGCCGGUGUGGGCAUGAAUGACUUGGCCAACGCCUUUGGCACCACGUACGGUGCGCGCAUUCUCACCCUCACGCAGAUUGUCAUCGUAGCCUCGAUUUGUGAGUUUUCCGGUGCCGUGACGCUCGGUGGUGAGGUGACGUCGACCAUCUCCAGUGGCGUUGCCGACCCCAAGGAUUUCGCGAAGCAGCCGUAUGUCUUCAUGUACGGUAUGCUUUGCGCCUGCGGCGCCGCCUUCUGCUGGCUUGCGAUCGCCACGUGGCUGCGUCUUCCCGUGUCGUCCACGCACAGCAUCUGCGGUGGCGUGAUCGGCUUCGCGCUGGUCUACGGUGGCGGUGGCUCGGUGAACUGGGCGAAGAAGAAGAGUGAAUUCCCGUUCUUCAGCGGUGUGGCCCCGAUUGUCGCCUCCUGGUUCAUCUCGCCUGUCCUCACCGGCGUUGUGUCGGCUCUUAUCUACGGCCUGGUCCGCUUCCUAGUGCUUCGUCCGAAGAACUGUGUGCGGCGCGCGAUGUACACCCUGCCCAUCGUUGUGGCCAUCGCCUUCUUCCUGGAGUCCUUCUUUGUGCUCUUCAAGGGCGCGUCGAAGCGCCUCAAGUGGUCUGUGGACCGGGCUGCCUGGGUGGCUGCGUGCAUUGGCGCCGGCGCUGGCGUGCUCUCGUGCGCGUUCAUUCCCCUUCUGAAGCGCUUGGUUGCUCGUGACGAGGCGCGUGCCCUCGCUGCGUCUGAGGAGCGGCCGAGCACGACGGAGGACUCUAAUCAGCGUGAGCCACUCAGCGUUGAGGACGUGCGCAAGCCUCGUGAGGUCACCGGCGACGUCGUCAACGAGUCGGAGGCCUCCGACUCGGAGCAGUCGGAGGAGCGCAAGGUGACUGGUGCCAGCGGCCUUCAGGUCCAGCAGUACGAGUGGGGUGCCGAGCGCGUAUUCCGCUACCUGCAGAUCUUCACUGCCAUCUGCGCCUCCUUUGCCCACGGUGCGAGCGACGUGAGUAACGCCGUCGGCCCGCUUGCCGCCAUCUACCAGGUCUAUCAGUCGGGCAGUGUGGAAAAGAGCUCCUCUGUCCCGAUCUGGGUACUGUGCCUCGGUGGUGCCGGUCUUGUUUUAGGUCUCUCCACCUUCGGUAUCCGCCUGAUGCGUCUGAUGGGUGAGGAUCUGACUGUCAUCACUCCGAGCCGUGGCUUCGCUGCGGAGUUGUCGGCGGCGCUCGUUGUGUCCUUCGCCUCCGGCUACGGCAUUCCCGUCUCGUCGACUCACUGCAUCACUGGCGGUGUCAUCGCCGUCAGCAUCGUCGAUGUCGGCUUCAUGAACAUCCGCUGGAUCAUGGUUCUGAAGAUGUACGGCGGCUGGGUGUUUACCCUGGUGAUCACUGCCGUUAUCUCCGCCAUGUUCUUUGCCCAGGGUGUCAGCGCCCCUGCCCUUUAG
Leishmania braziliensis MHOM/BR/75/M2904 is the source of this 1482-nucleotide messenger RNA. RefSeq names its product phosphate-Repressible Phosphate Permease-like protein. Gene Ontology annotation, biological process: phosphate ion transmembrane transport. Gene Ontology annotation, cellular component: membrane. Lineage: Eukaryota; Euglenozoa; Kinetoplastea; Trypanosomatida; Trypanosomatidae. The coding region runs from base 1 to 1482 and encodes 493 amino acids. Gene Ontology annotation, molecular function: phosphate transmembrane transporter activity. The transcript has a single exon. The record is from RefSeq and is a predicted model, not a curated record.